Molecule: messenger RNA, 1954 nt
Organism: Suillus discolor
Lineage: Eukaryota; Fungi; Basidiomycota; Agaricomycetes; Boletales; Suillaceae
Product: FAD binding domain-containing protein
Exons: 13
Coding region: 344-1954 (536 amino acids)
Molecular function (GO): FAD binding
Source: RefSeq, a predicted model, not a curated record
GUUUGUGCAACGUGCAGCCAAGAUUCAGUGACUCGUAUAGUCUACUAGUAAAGGAGUCAAUUGGUAUGUCUCUCGUUCCUGUGGCUAAGCCUCACAAGGUACACGUCAGUUUCUUUCAAGCUCGGGAACAGACAUCAACACUAAACCCCAUCGCACUGUGUCCGCGGACGUUUUGACAUAUCAUCUGACAGGGACGUGUAAUGUCGGCAAUUCCUUGCUAUCAGUUGCGACACUGAUACGGGAUGCACACUUGGACGUAUGGUUACCUGUUCCGCUGUGAUCGGCUAUCCCCUAUAUUAUAAGAUGUGGAUUAAUGUGAUUCAAAAACCUCUGAACGCUACACAUGAAUUCUACUCGUCCUCUCGUGCUAGUCGUAGGCGCUGGGCCAACAGGUCUGGUAGCAGCGUUAACGCUCCUCCAGAACGGUAUACCAGUUCGCAUCAUUGACAAAGAUCCCAACCCUCGAAUCGGACAGCGUGGUCCUGGAAUCUGGCCACGCUCCUUCGAACUCUUCAACUUCCUGAAUGUCCCAGAAGUCAACGAGCUCGCCAAACCCGUCCUCACAAUCCAAUCGUUGAUGACCCGGCAUGUGGAACCUACCCCUACGAUACCAUUCCACGUUCCAAAGCUGAUAGGUCAGCAACUCCUGGAUGUGAUUCUGCGACGUCACCUAGAGAAAUUCUCAUGCUCUGUCGAGAUGGGCACCGAAUUGCGUUCGUUCGAGCAGUCCGAUGAAGGUGUCACGGCUGUUCUAGCAAAAAACGGCAUAUUGGAAACUUUCAAUACUAAGUGGGUGAUCGGUGCUGAUGGUGCUAGAGGCAUCGUGCGUAAACAGCUCGGGCUUACAUUCUUAGGCGAGACUAGAGACGAUAUCCGACUGGUCAUGGGAGAUAUUCGUUUACAUGGCGUUGGUCUUGAUAGGGAAUAUUGGCACCGGUUUGGGACCUUUAAGCGAGGGUAUGUCCAGUCUCUACCCUUGAAGGUUGCGGAUGUGUAUAUGACGUUGGGCAGCGUCUCAUUGCGUCCAACAGACGAAAUUGGCGAGGAUGGCUGGCAGUUUGUCAUCAUUGACAAUAAUCUAGACACGACAAAGGUCGCUCAGAGCGAGGAGCUGAUCUUCGAGACUAUCACAUCAGUGAGGGAGUCCAGGGCCAACAUCCGCAUGGUAAACAAGUUCAGCGAGGGCCGAGUUUUUGUUGCAGGCGAUGCUGCUCAUGUCCACAGUCCAACCGGUGGUCAGGGACUCAAUUCAAGUAUACAAGAUGCUUUCAAUCUAGGUUGGAAACUUGCGCUCGUCGAAAAAGGACUCGCCGACAAGUCUCUUCUUGAGACGUAUAAUGCCGAGCGUCUGCCUGUCAUCUCCGAGAUGCUCGAGAUGACCACCACGAUUCUCGACCAGGCAUUAAAGACAGACAGCAUAACCAUCGCACGAACCCCCAUCCUUUUUAUGCUUGGGAUCAAUUACCGAUUCAGCGACAUCGUUCUCGACGAGUUUGCAAUCCCAGGGAAGCCUAUAAAUGCGUACGGGGUGCUUGACGAGGAGCACCUAGAGGCUGGAGACAGGGCGCCUGACGCACCAAACCUAGUCCAGGUGGGAGGUGGAGAGUCUGAUGUGAAGACACUUUUUAGUCUCUACAGACCUUGGUAUCACACUGUGCUUGUGUUCGCGCCGAGUCAUGCAGAUGCUGCCCCGAUCUUGGGUAUGCUAGAGGCAUAUGAUACAAGCGUUGUGCGAUCGGCAGUCGUUCUGCCUUCAUCCGCAUCAGUAACGUCUGUUGCAUCCCCUGCUGAUCUCAUUCUUGUUGAUCAGGAGAGCCAUGCUUAUUCGGCUUACCUCAUGAAAGCUGGCCAGGCGAGAGUGUUUGUGAUACGGCCGGACGGAGUGAUCGGGGCAAUCGUACAGGGUACAGAAGGCGUGAAGAAGUAUUUCUCUGGAAUAUUUUUGGAUGUUUAG